AUGACCGUGCCCGGACUUGGUUCAGUAAGCUCACCGAUUGUCAUAUCCGACGACGAAGACGCAUUUUAUGUCGAACAACAUUUGGACGGAGACAGUUGGAUGGACAGUUCUGAAGCUAGCAAUCAGUUCAUGGAAGUGCCCAGUGAACUUUCCGUUGGUUUGUCCUCUGGUCAGAAGCGCAAAUGGCAUGAGAUGGUGGCGUUGGGUUCGGGCGUCGCUCUGCCUGAGAGAGUGCGGGCCACUCCUAUCAUACCUAUAGCUGGACCGAGUACAGGGGUUUCGCUCACGCAAGAGAAGGCGACAACCGUCCGAAACAAGAGACGAAAGAAGCAGAAGCUAGAAAGUCAGUCUGACCCACCCGUGCCCGUGGCGUCAGCUCAGGUGCCGCGGUACACGGGCUCUCAAGCGUUGCCUCCAUUGUGUUUUGCUGUCCCAUCCCCAUCGACGUUGUCCUUCCCACGUCUUGCCUUACAGGUUCCUACACUGCCACCGAAACCCUCAUCUUUCACGACUUCGCUAGGACAUAGCUUAAAUACUCCCGUUGCUCCCCAACCAUUUCCUGCAGUGCAUGAGGAGUCGGUUACUCCAGCUCCGCCUACUUUGGUCAAUGCGAACACCAGUGUCAUCCCCUUCCCUUCAGCGAGGAGAAUAAUUGGCAUGCCUGCAGAUGACAAGCCAGCCAACAUCAAUCGUGGCAUAUUCGCAUCUCUGAUAAAAAAUUCGGCAUCUCCAGAUGUUUCCCGAGCCCUUGUCAUGGAGCUCCUUCCUCGAAAGUUCCGUGAGUUUGGGUUUGUCCAAUCCUGGGCAAAACAAUUCGACAAGUGUCCUGUCCGUGUCGAGCUGGAUAACCGAGUGGGUAAGGCCCUGAUCGAGUUCAGGAAUGCGGAGGCGGCGAUAGCCGCAUUCAACAGUCCCCGACUCGAUGGUGGUGAGGGCAAGGAGCACGUCCGGGUGUGGUGGUACCGUCUCGACCUUGAUGCACCUGCGAAGGACCUUGAGGAGGGCGAGAUACAGGAGGUCGACCGGAACGACCAUGGGUUUGCGCAGAAGAAGAAACCAAAGGCGAAGCAGCAAAAAACGCAGAAGAAAAAGACGCAAGACACAACGUUUCGUCCGAAAUUUGCGGCGGUUUCUCUACCACCGACGCUACCGCUUCUGCCGCCCCUUCCGCCCCCUCUUCCUCGGCCGUCGCAUGCUCCUCCGCCGCUGCCUCAAGUUGCUCACAGUUCGAUGCAAUGGGAGGACACUUCACAGCCCUCUUCCACUUCUAGCUUCCCUCUGACCGGGUUCAUCCCUCCUCCUUCGUCAUGGGCUGAACGCUACCCCGCUACGUGGCAAGACUGGCCUCCAGCUGGAAGCCGUGGUGUCCCCCGUUCAUGGCCCGGCAUUCAUCCAUCAACUUCCCUCACCGUGGAGCAAGAUCUGCCUUUGCCUCCGCCCCUGUAUGAGGAAAGUGUUGAAGAGGAGCCAAUGGACCUCGGCACCGACGAUGGUUACGACGAGCGCUACCCAGUCCCCAUGCAAGAGGAUUGGUUCGAUGAACAGCCUGCAAUGGCUCCAAUUCGUGAGCAGUCACCAAGCUGGUCCGAUUACCAGCCGGCUCCGGAGUCCGCGCAGGACGGAGAGUCGUGGUCAGAUUACGAUCGUGACGUAGCGGCUGACUGGUCUGAAAAUCAAGGAACUCGGGCUGGUACUCGUGAGGCUUCGCCGGCUUGUUCUCAUUACGAACCGGCUCCUGCACCCGUUUAUGAGGGUUCACCCCGUUGGUCGGACAGCCUGUCUAUCGCAUCUUCGCGCCCUGAUUCGCCGGUUUCAUAUGCUGAGUUUGGUAAUGCGGGAACGAACUCGGUGAGACCGCCGGGUGUCGUUGAGGCCCCUCCGACCAGCCCACUCUUUGCUUCACUUUCUCAAGCACAAUCUACUCCACAAAAACCGACCCUGGGAUUAGAGGAACGGUUGAGUUCACCUGGUCCACGCGCUCGUGUCAUGCCGACUGCUGGUUCAUCGUCUUCACUUCGCACAGCUCCAUUGUCAGCAGCCCUUUCGUCUUCGGAAGCAGUCCCAUCUCCGCCUCAAGCAGUACUAUCGUCAUCGCAAGCAGUAAAGUCAUCGUCGCAAGCGGUACUCUCACUGCAGCAGGCUGUUCAUGUGACUAAUGUAGCUUCAGCCGUAUUACCUGCUCCAGUUCCAGUACCCUUACCGCUCCCGGUUGCGUCGCCCUCGCUGGUCGACUCUGCGCAGAAGUCAGCCCCAGCGGUGGCGCUUGUGAGGUCGGCUGUCUCGCAACCGGCACCGGCGCAGUUGAUCUCAUUAAAGCAGCAUUCAGCUAUGCCGAUCGGCCUUCAAAGUUCUUCUGUGCCAAGUUCUUCCGCUACCGUCACUCCAAGGACCGUGUCUAGCCAAUCGACUUCAGACCCUGCAAGUGCAAGCCAGCCUCAGGCCAAAACCUUUUCGUACACUAAGCUGUCACUGUUGGCUCGUCAGAAGGAAUUGGAAGAGCGCAUCGCCCGGACUAAGGAGCAACUCGCCAGGAGAUCUGCUAGCUCGGGCGGGAGCGCGUCGCCGACAGAAGCAUCCACGCCUUCCCCGCCGGCAUCAGGCGUCGUGUCGCCCGCGAUUCGUUCUGCCGAGCGCACGCUCGGCAGAGUUGCACCAGAAGAUCUGCGGCGGUCAGUACUGGAAAGUACACGGAAGGUAACGCCUCAAUUGGACGCCCAGUCGGCGGGUGGUUCUUCUAGAGACGCUUCUGAGUCGGCGGAUUCGGAUGGGAGCGACCCCCUUGUUUGUACGCCAACUGCAAGUCCUGCGGUGGAGAGGCCUUCGUCAUCUGCUGUCGUGGCCGCUGUUACGCGGACAACGGCCACCGCGACAGCUGUCAUCCACAGCAGUACCAGUCUCGACGAGUUGGCUGUCUCGUUCAUUACGGAGACGAUUCAGACCGUCAAGUCACCGCCUUUGCACUCUGCCAUAUUAUCAGAGAAGAUGCAGCUCGCGGCAAAGCAGAAGAGGCUGGAACGACACAUAGCCGAGAGCAAGAUCCUUCUGGCGAAGCUGAGUGCGGCACGCACGAAGGAAGAGAAGGAGAACAUAUUAGGCAUUCUCAGAGAGCGGAGACGGGCGAUGGAAGAAGACAUGAAGCCAGAGCCCGAUAACACUAAAGUUGCGACCUCGGUUGUGCAGCCUCUACAACCACGCCAGUUUGCAGUCCCGACGGCGAAAAUAAGAUGGCCGGAGACUGCACGCGACGCGACAAUCCUGAUCAUCAGCGACGAUGAGGACGAUGAGAUCUAG
Molecule: messenger RNA, 3291 nt
Organism: Sparassis crispa
Lineage: Eukaryota; Fungi; Basidiomycota; Agaricomycetes; Polyporales; Sparassidaceae
Exons: 4
Coding region: 1-3291 (1096 amino acids)
Source: RefSeq, a predicted model, not a curated record